AUGUAUUGGAUAUUAAAGGAACGACUGAAAGAAAAGGACAGACUGAUUGAGGAGCUGAGGGACAUAGAACCUAUUACUGUAGGACAGGAACUGGAUAAGAUGGUGUAUACAUUCAAUGAUAAUGAUGAUGGCCGUGACUUUCAAAUAACCCUAGUUCAGAAUAUACUUCAUGAGGAAUCGGCACAGGAACAUCUUGAGAAUAUUCCUGGCGUGGAAUGUCCAGAGCUUCCAGUGAUAUCUUACAAAGGAAGAGCAUCAAGAAGGGGUAGAAAGACUCUUCAAUCAAGUUCAAAUAUGAGAAGCUUGAAGAAAACAGCACCUGAAAAGGCAUCAAGGAUUGCAGAAAGUGAGGAAAUGGCUGAGUCCUACUUGCAAAAAAGGAGACACAUGAAUAAUGAGAUACCCCCCUGCAAAUUCAAGGUUGGAAUGAUUGUGGAGGCUUUAGAGGAUGACGGCUUUUGGUAUAAAGCCAAAGUAUUGUCACUACAGAAGGAAAGAGUUAAAAUACAUUGGACUGGUUACAACUUGGAUGAGUGGCUUUCAACAAAGAAGGUCAGGUUUGAGUUGAAGACUGGUGACAAGGUUGAGGCUCCAUGGUUGGUGCACAGAGCAGCUCGAUACCCUGGCCAUGUUGAGCGUGUUGAUGGAGAAUAUGUUCUAAUUGAAUUUAGCGACAUGACAAAGAAAAGAAUUCAUUUCAAGUAUAUUGAGAAGAAAACGAACCAUCUCUGAAACCAAACUGGACUUUCAAGACAACCGGACACUGAGAUAAGCCA
Messenger RNA from Haliotis rubra (blacklip abalone), 776 nucleotides. RefSeq lists its product as uncharacterized. The record is from RefSeq and is a predicted model, not a curated record. Bases 1 to 732 code for a protein of 243 amino acids. NCBI's taxonomy places the organism in Eukaryota, Metazoa, Mollusca, Gastropoda, Lepetellida, Haliotidae. The transcript is spliced from 13 exons.